AAUACGGAUUGACUUCCAUCUGUUUGGCUUUCUCUCCGGAUUUUUCUUCAGAUUGAUUCUUUCCUGCUAUGUUCACUUUUCGUGCAACUUUUGUUGUUCAUGAUGCCCCCUCUUUGAAUUCGGUGUCUUGGAAAACUAAGAGCAUAUGUAUUCAAGGUUUCCACGUAUUUUAUGCUGUCACAUUUAUCUUGCUUGUGAAUAAUGAUUACUACAUCUUUUUAUGUCUUCUUGAUCUUUGUUUAGGAAGAUUGUUCCUUGCUCAACUUUUAUUUUUAGCAGCAUCAAGGGCAGCAUUACCUAAUUCAACAUCCAUGUGCAGGAGAGCAGUAAGUGGCAAUCACUAAGCUAUAAUUGUAAAGUACCAUCAGCGUGGAAUAUUAUUUGAGUCCUGCUCACUUAACUUCGUACUUGGUAGAGAACACAACAAUACCAGCUGUUAUUUUGUGCAUAUGAUUGAGUGGUUUUAUAGUUUGAAGCACAAAAAAGAUGGGCUUGAGAGUGAACCUGCUUCUUUUGGUGUUUCUCUCGGUUGUCAUAUUUGGUCAUAGUAUAACAGCUGAACAAGAAGAGCAAACUUUACAAAGAGUGAUAACUGCUCCUCGGAGGAAUGCAGAAGGUGGUGUUUUAUUAGCCUAUCAAUUCUAUAAAGCAAUACAUUUUUGAGAGCCCACAGCAAUUCUCUAUCCUACGUGGCGCUCUCAAAAGUCUCUAUUUCGAUUUAUCUAAAUUCUACCUUUUACGCCUUCGAAAAAACUCAGCUUCUCACAGUAAUCAAUCUGCAAAUACCUUGAUUUGGUAUUUUCUCCCCAUCGCUUGAUCUAUGGCGCAAAUUUCUCUCUCCACUCCCAAAUCUAUAAUCCUAAGUUGUCGCCGCGAGCUUCGUCUCCUCCAGUCGCCGCCGCCGCCGGCUGCAGCUCACCAGGGAAUGCCCCAUUCUUUUCAACAUUGAGCUCAAACACGUUUGGUUCCAGAACCGCAGGUAAAAUUCCGUAUUAUACCAUGCCUCCCAAGAGGAAUGCAGAUGAGCCUUCUGAGGCAAGGAUCGUCACUGAACUUGGGAAGGAAUUCAACAUAGAUGAAGUUUAUGGCAGCGAAUCAACUAUUAUAGGCAGUUUGAAAUCAGUGAAUGACUUCAAUCCAGUUGAAGUUCCUUCAAAUUCCCCUUUGAAUUUUGAUAUGGUGAUGCUUGAGGACAAAGAACCACCUCAGGGCAAUGAUGACGAUCAGCCCAUGGCAUCUGGAGAAGAAGAUGGAAAAGUUAAUGCAAAGGAGAAAUCUGCUACUGUCAAGCAAAAUGAAAAGCUGUAUGCUGAGGAGGGCAUGCUAAAUACAAAGAUGAGAAAAACAGAUGAGAAAAGGCGGAAAAAGAAAAAUCAGCCAUCUGCGAUGGAACAUGAUGGAAACGAUGAUUACGACUUCAAGGUUGACUACACGAAGGACUCAGCCAUGGAAACUGGAGAUGAGGUUGAAGAUGAUGAAACUAAGAAGAAUAGAUUCGAGCUACCUUCUGGAGUAGAGUUGGACAAUGAAUGACCAAAAAGAGAGAUAGCCAUUGAUGAUUGUGAGUUUGAGUUUGUGAAAGUGCUAUAACUUUUGGUAAAUUACUAUACCCCUAUUUUUGUUAGUGAAUGGAUUUGAGUUACAUUGAUUC
Salvia miltiorrhiza (redroot sage) is the source of this 1651-nucleotide messenger RNA. RefSeq names its product guanine nucleotide-binding protein-like NSN1. NCBI's taxonomy places the organism in Eukaryota, Viridiplantae, Streptophyta, Magnoliopsida, Lamiales, Lamiaceae. The record is from RefSeq and is a predicted model, not a curated record. Bases 1000 to 1533 code for a protein of 177 amino acids. The transcript has 3 exons.